Messenger RNA from Harpia harpyja (harpy eagle), 7798 nucleotides. RefSeq names its product defective in cullin neddylation 1 domain containing 5 (gene DCUN1D5). Gene Ontology annotation, molecular function: ubiquitin-like protein binding; cullin family protein binding; ubiquitin conjugating enzyme binding. NCBI's taxonomy places the organism in Eukaryota, Metazoa, Chordata, Aves, Accipitriformes, Accipitridae. Bases 84 to 797 code for a protein of 237 amino acids. The record is from RefSeq and is a predicted model, not a curated record. Gene Ontology annotation, biological process: protein neddylation; positive regulation of ubiquitin-protein transferase activity. The transcript has 8 exons. Gene Ontology annotation, cellular component: ubiquitin ligase complex.
GGCGACGGUGAGCCCGGGGGGCGGGGGAGGGGCCUCGGCCGCGGGCCCCGGCAGCGGGGCGGCCCCCGCCCCGAGGCGGGACGAUGCCGGUGAAGAAGAAGAGGAAGUCCUCGGGGUCGGCGGCUGCGGCGGCAGACGACACCGGCCUCAAAAAGUGUAAACUCGGCAGCUAUUGCAGAUCACAAGCUUCUGGUAAAGUAAUAAGUGGAGAGGAACAUUUUUCAAGCAAAAAGUGCCUGGCUUGGUUUUAUGAAUAUGCAGGUCCCGAUGAAGUCGUGGGGCCUGAAGGAAUGGAAAAGUUCUGUGAAGACAUCGGUGUUGAGCCUGAAAAUAUUAUUAUGUUAGUUUUAGCCUGGAAACUAGAGGCUGAAAGCAUGGGAUUUUUUACCAAGGAAGAAUGGUUAAAAGGAAUGACCUCAUUACAGUGUGACUGUACAGAAAAAUUACAGAGUAAGUUUGACUUCUUGCGGUCACAAUUGAAUGACAUUUCAUCUUUUAAGAAUAUCUACAGAUAUGCCUUUGAUUUUGCAAGGGAUAAAGACCAGCGAAGUCUUGAUAUUGAUACUGCAAAAUCCAUGUUAGCUCUUCUGCUUGGAAGAACUUGGCCACUGUUUUCAGUAUUUUAUCAAUACCUGGAGCAAUCGAAGUAUAGAGUUAUGAACAAGGAUCAGUGGUACAAUGUGCUAGAGUUCAGCAGAACUGUCCAUGCAGAUCUUAGCAACUAUGAUGAAGAUGGUGCAUGGCCUGUACUUCUGGAUGAAUUUGUUGAAUGGCAAAAAGUUCGUCAAGCAUCAUAGCAAGAAUUCAAAAGAAAAUGCAAAAGUUUUUUUGGUGCCCGCCUGUACACAAACUAAUGAGGAAAACAAAGGAUUGCAUUUUCAUUCUUAAGAAAGACUUUACAGUAAUUUUUUUUCCUUUUUUAAGGAAAUUUUCUUGUUAUAUGUGAUAUGGGCAUUGAACCACACCUCUUCUGAGACUGAAAGUUGGAGUUCUUGUUUUGAGUCUUAUGUUUAUAGCAUUUAUUUCAGAACAAUAAAGAUUCAGAUUUGUGACAAAGGCCUAAAAGUGAAGAAUGUCCCUUGAAUGUGAGUGUGGUGUCUAUUUUUAAAACCAAAUCUUUAAGAUUAUCUUUCUCAGAAGUGCCCUUUGCUAUGAAUUUUUGAAGACCUUAAAAACGCUUAACUGGCACUGUUGCUUGCUGAUGGUAUGAUUGUCUUGAGUGACAAACAUUAGAAAGAAUGACUGAUUUUUGGAGCCCUGGGUGGGAGUGUGCUAAUUUGUUUAUUAAUUAUUGGUCAUGGGUUGCACCACAGUUUUCAGCUCCUUGUGGAGAUAAAGGCCUUAAACUCUAAUUUUUUUUCUUUUUUGUUUUUUGUUCAGUACCCACCCAGUGGCAUGGCAUUUAAUGGCAGGCCCUUUUAAAGCAGAAAAGUGUAGAGCAUAUGGCUCUGUAUGCAGAAUGGCUGAAAGCUAGUUGCCUGUACUUCAAAUAGUGAACACAGAUACUCUUUGGUACAGUAAGGCAGCUUCAAAUUUCUACUACAACUUAGUCUUUGGAUUGCUUUGUAUAAAAAGUGCAAUUUAAAUUUUAAAAGGGAAAGCUGGAAAGACUUGGUUUCAAGCUUUGCUUCUUACAUGUUUUAGACUGGAAGCAUUCACAGCAUGACUUUUUUUUUUAUCUCCCUGGAUGCUUUUCAUAAUGUAAGUCAAGAAGAGACUAUUAAGUCACCUACCUUUGACCUGUAUAUAACAGGCUAUUAAUUUUUACCCUGUUACUCCAUCUAUUGAAUCCAAUAACUACUGUGAUUUGCCCUUCUAGGCGUUCAGUAUUCGUGGCAACCUUUAAAUACAGUAGAAGCUUGUCACUGUACCUUCCUGCCCAGGAGGCCCAAUGCCACCCUUGAGAAGGAAAAGGAUUUUAAUGAGUAAAUGUGAGAAACCAGAGCAGAAUGAGAGAAUGAAGCAUUUGUAACUUCUACUUUAUUAUAUAAAUACGUUAUGUAGACUGUGAUAAUGCCAUGAGACUCAGUCAGUGAUCGAGGCCUCAUUGUGCCAAAUACUUCAACCGCUUGAAAUAAGAAUAGACAAUGUAAGCUAGGCAUGACUUGAAGAUCUUUGCCUCAGGGAAAUGACUUCUGUUUUGCACAUCCCUUAUUCAGACUAACAAGCAUGAGUUUUCCUGUCCUUAAGGAAAGCUUUAUUCCCAAGGUGAAUCUUUUUUUUUUUUUUUUUUUUUUCUUUCUCACAAGGAGGGGAAAAAAAAGACAAGGUGUGAGGAGAAAUGAGAAGUGGGACAAACUAGUAGUGUGUGCCUGUGCUCUUGUUCUACUAGAGGACCACUCUUGCAACUUACUCUUCAGAACUGCUUGCUGUGGGCUGCAGGAAGCAAUGCAGUGGUGGUCCAUGGGCUGUUCUACAAGUCACCUGGUAGUGCAGUUGAACCUUAGAAGCUUGGUUCUGCCCAAGUGAAAAAAAAGCAUUGGGGGGAAAAAACAAACAACCCCCCCCCCAAACAGUUGAGAUACUUGGAAGAUCUCUGCUUGUACAGUGGCUAGUGUAUGCGUGCAUGCGAACACAUGCGCUACAGCUGUUCUGUUAUUCCACCUUUUUUAAGUACUUAAUUUUAGGCCUCAUGUACUCUUCAGCAGUUCUCUUCAAUAUGUUACAAGUUGUCCAUUCGCAUUACUGAUAAUUCUGAUUUCACUCAUAACAGAGUGCCUUUCAUUUGGAGAUUGCCCUACCCCACAGAAAGUUAGUGCCAGAAUGAGAUUAACUUCAAGAGUCCCAAGAUGUACUGGUAGAGUAAGGUCCUAAGAUGCACAGAUAAACAUGCACCAAUUAACUUAGGUCAGGGGAAGUACUGCUGUAUACUAAAUCUGUGCAGGGGUACUGAUUCUGAAAUUACUUUCUCAAAUUCACUAAAAUAACUCUCCUUGCUUAGUAUGUUUAGUCCCCAUUAUAACUGGGAAAUUAUCUUUCCAGAAGUUUUGAAAUACCCGUUAGAAGAUGAAUAUUUUACAGUGUGAUUUAAAAAAAAAAAAAAUCAUCUUUUUUUAGGUAACUGCAAACUGUUGUGAAUUCAAUUUAAACCAGUUGGUCCUAGAGGAUGGUAUUAGAGUUUAACAGUAAGAGUGAUGCAUCUACCAAUCCAAGGUGGUCAAGUACUUGCCGUUAAGGUGUAAGACGCUGUGAUGUAUCAUUUGUAUCUCUGUUAAGGUUUUAUCAGUAUUCCUAUAAUAAAUCCAUGUUUCAGGGAUUUAUAACUUGGUUGUGUGCGUGAUUGCAAAUCAUCAGUUACUGUAAAACUUUGACUGGGAAUGAAUGUAUUUAAACUACUUAAAAUCAAUAUAGUUUUUCAAAUUUGAAUAAAAUAGGUUUUUAAGUUAUGGGGUUUUGUGCUAAAAGCUGCAAUCAGAUUUAUUGUUUAAAUGUGAACUAAUGGCUUGUACAGUUUCAUUGUGAGCUGAUCACUUUUAUUAGCUGUCUUUUAUUAAAUCACCUUACAGCUUACUGUGGAUAAGUGCCAAAAGCUGUUUAUUUAUUUUAUUUUUUUUUAAUUUUGUGCAUGUCCACAAGCCAAAACUGAGUUCAGCUAAAUGCUUUCUGUAGUCCUUGGACUUUAAUUUUGCUUUGCUCAGGUGCACUUCAGUCUAUUGAAUUAAAAAAAAGUGAUACCUUCUUUUUCAGUAUUCUAAGAUGAAAGUUCACAGUUGAAAUAUGCUGCCACAGUUACAGCAAAUAAUAAAAUCAAAGGUGAAAUGUCUUCCAAAACUAAAUCAUAGUGGUGUCUAUCUUGAUGUUAUAAACUUCACUUUAAUCUCACUUUCAUUUCUUGAUAUUAAUUCUUCCUAACAUAACUGGUUUUUUUCUAGUUUUCUUAGACAACUAACAGUGUGGGGUUUUAAAUCUGAAAACGCCCACCUGUACAUGGAAAAAGCCAUAUUGGUAGUUUGGAAUGUAAUAUUUCUCCUAUGUAAAAAUGUGAUCUUGAAUUAAACAGUCAUGUAUGUUUACCUAUGUCUUUAACUGUAUAUGUAGUUUUGAUCCAAUUUAUCUUUACUGUUUAAACGUCUAAUUCUUUACUAAUGGCUGUAAUUUCACAUUUCUAUAUAGCGGAAUUUGAAUUUUGCAAUUGAGAUUACUGAGGAUGCAAGCUUGGGACCGCUCACAGGUGGCCCGAGAGGGGGCACUGUGGUCUGUAUUUCCAUUGUUAAGGUUUUUUCAUCUCUCAAAAGCUUUGAGCUGAUGUAUUGAUACUGACUGCACAAAAAUCGCAAAAGGGAUCAUAAGUUUAAUGUUUCUGAUGUCUUGUUCAUUUUAUAAACUAGUGAACAGUUCUUUCAACGCGAUAUGUACAAACUUGUACAGGUUUAGCUUUGUUAAGUAUCACGAAUAAAAUGGUAUGUAAUAGGGCAGAAAACUUAUUUUUUUGUCAUGCUGCCUCUUUUAGUUUUUUCUUUUGUGCAUGUAUAACUGUUCUUAAAGUCACUGAGAGACUUAAUUCCAGCAAGAUGGAUCAGUCUAAUUUCUUCUAACUUAACCUUACUGAAUAAUUCCUUGGCUCCUGUGUGCACAUAUAGAAAAGAGAACUUGAUCACAACUGGGAGCAACAGUGAACACCGUUCUUGAUUGUAUUCCAUAUUAUUAAGUGCUGGUAGAACGUAAUGGUCCUGCUGAUUAACUGUCAGGAACUAUUCAUUGGAUGAACACUGUUCCAACAACCUGUUGCAAUGCAUGUGAAUGAAAGGAGAAUGAGCUUUUCUCUCUUCCCUGGCCACCCCCCUGCCCCCUCCAGCACAUCUCUUGGGUCACUUGUCUGCUUUUAGGAAAGGAUUUGGUGUUUUCUAGUAUACUCUUCCAUAGGGUCUUCCAGAGCCUGUUACAGAAGCGAUCAAAGCCAGCAUCCCAUCAUAUGUUUGAGUUAGUGACACUGUUUUCCUUGCAGAUACAGCUUGUUCCACUCUUGACAGUUUCUAGUUGUUGAGGUCCGAAGUCAUACCUGCCUGAGGACAGUCUUCUCUCCCAAAGAUCAUCAGUCUCUCUCAGACCUAAGGCAAUGCCCGUUUGUUGUCUCCACUGUUCCACUUUAUCUUCUUGUGAUAAUGAAGUUCCCGAUGCCUUCCUGAGUCAGUAGGAUGCUUAGAGGUAUGCAAACCAGGCAUCUCGUAUCUGUAUCUACAAGCGAUGGCAACAGUUCUGUUGCUUCUAUUUAUCCUUGUCUUCUGUAUUAUCAUUCUGUAUUUCUUUCUGUCGCUGUGGGAAAGGACACUGUAGUGUUACGUAGGCAUAUUAAAGACUGAAUGUGUACCGCAACAUGAUGUUGCCUAGUGUUAUCUUAAUUUUUUUUAGUUUUAAACCACUGCCAGGCUUGUCAACAAAAUUAAAUUAGUUUCUCAGAUUUGUAUAUCACUUCAUCCAGACUCUAAACUUUAAUCUUGCUCCUGUUUUUAUCUUAGCUAAUCAGAAUAUGGCAUUCCCUAUAUGUCAGGAUCUCCUUAGCUUUUUUGCCCCCUGAAUAGUAACUGACCAAUGACAGAAGAUGCAAGUUACUGAAUUUGUCUGUUUUAUAGGCCUUACAGUGGACAGGUUUUUAUCUUAAUGAGCCAAAUACAAUUUCUUAAUCCAAGUUGGUUUCAACAUAUUUCUGUUGAAUGACUUACUACUUCAAGUUAUUAAAAUGUUAUGGUUGUGUCCUGUUCCUCUAGAAACUGUGCCUAUUGAUAAAGAUGCUUUAAACACAUAAAAUUUUUCAGCUGCCUAAAUUAAAUUUCUUCCCUAAUUUUAACAAUUUAAGAAAAAAAUCACUCCAUGUUUCAGGGGUUUUGUUCAUGUAUGUAUUUUUAUCUCAGCUCAGUAGUGAAUUAGUGCUGAUUGUAAAAUAAUUUAAAGGUAUUUUUGGCUGAUUUAAAUUCUAGCUAAUAUACAACUUAGUUUUUUCCUUAUUUUCAGAAUUACUUAAUUUAUUUUCACCGUUCACUUUAUUAUAAUGAAUUAAAGUGCUAGAACAUAGUAUUGCCAGCUAGUUUAAAUUUUUUCUGAUAAUAGCACUGCAGUGAUUCUUUAUAAUUUAUUAAAUAUUAGAAUAUUUCAGGAAGGUUUACUGUGCCUAUUGUAAUUUAAAUUACAAUAAAAUGAAAUGGUAGAUGUGACCUGUAGCCUGCUAACUAUUAUAGGCUUAAUGUGAAAUUAUUUUUUGCAUUCAAAAGCGGUUAACUCUAAAUCAGUUUUUCUAAUGAGAGAGGAGAUAAUAUCCUAUGAUGUAAUGCCUCUCCAAUUAAAACUUAGAAAGAAAUAUGCUGAACUUCACCAGCUAAUAUUACAUCCUCAUCUAGCUGCUCAACAUACCUCAGUUUGAACAUGGAAAAAAUGUUAGUCAGGACACCUGAAUGAAUGAUUCAGAACACAUCUGAGGUAAAUCAUUAUUAAUCCAUGAGAAACGUAAUUACUUUAAUUUUUUGCAGAUUACAGCAACAAUAGGAAGAGGAACAUUAGUUAUAUAAGAAGUAGGUCCUUUGCAUACCUGGCACUUGCUUCUGAGUUACGCUUUUGUGUAGUGGAUAGAGAUAUUGGUUCUACUUGCCUGAAUCUACAAAACAAAGAAAACAGUUUAUUCCCUUGUGUGUUUGAUUUUUGCAUCAGGGCUGAGUAGUAAUUCAAAGUAAAGACUAGUGCUGGAGUUCCAAGGGCUGGGCAUGGGUUGUGACACUGAUUUUGCCAUGAUGUAAAACAGAAAUAUGCAUGGCACGCAGGGGAAAGAAUAGGAAGUGUAUCUGAAAAUAAAAUACAGUCAUAUCCUACCAUUUCUCCCUUUAUUUCCAUGCUUAUUUGUUUAACCAGGGGAGUGUUCUGUCCCUAUUUCAAACUUGUAGUCUGUAUACAUGCACACACAUUUAUAUAUAUAAAAAUAAAUACAUAAAUGUUUCCCAUCUUGAGUUCAACCUGGUGGAAACUGCCCAGAAAGAGUUUGAAGGUGAAAGGAGAAUUAGAAAGGAGCUUCAGUUGUCCUCAGCUUUCCUAUAGAAUAUGUACAUUUUUGGGGACAUGGAGGUGGCUGGUCACCUUUCUGUCCUAUGCAAAUCUCCCUCAAGGGUGGUUUUUCCAUUUGAAUGAACCAUUUGAAUGGUUCUGUCCUAGAAGCCACUUUAAAGUUUUGAUAGUGAAAUGCCGUUCCCUUCCUGAAUCUUCAGUAGGCUUAUUCAAGACCUAUUGACUUUAAUUAUAUGUUUAGGGUUUUGUUUGGGGUAGUUUUGUUGUUGUUGUUGGGUUGGGGUUUCUUUGGUUUGUUUGGGGGUUUUUUUUUUUCCCCCUGCUAUGGUGACUGUUGGCUUACAGAAUGAAUACUCUACUGUGGAAAAAUGUCCUCAUAGAAUUGGAGAUGCCAAACCUAAAAAUGUUCAUGGGAAGACAAUAAUUACUACUGGCACUUGAGUGAACCACCAGGAUAUUUAUGUGCCAAGGCCUACCCUUUGCCAGUGUUCCUGACUUUUUUUUUUUUUUAAUUGUUUAUUGAACUGUGAUUUUAGGUUGUAUAUUAAAUCACGCAAGGAUAUUGCCAUGCCUAUGCUGUACAACUGAGUAUAUGCUGUACUGAAGUUCUUUGCAAUGUAUAAUUCUUAAAUGAAAUGCUUAUGACUUUAAUGAUGUAGGGUGUUAUAGUUUGUGGAGCUUCUUCAUGUAUUUUUGUGACAUAGUGAGUAUGAUGCAUAGCUCAAUGGAAAAUCGCUGGUUUCUGAAGUCAUGGGGAAGUAUCUUAAGUGUCAAUAGCUAUUUGUAAGCAGUAAAUAAGGUUCAAAACACA